AAUUGAUUGCAUCAGGGAAGACCCGUUGCUAAUGUUGAGAGAACCUUAUGUCAUCCUACAUAUAUGUCUUAUUUAUUGGCAAUAGAAAUGUUUAAAUCAAUGAAUCCAUUUUAAAUCAAUUUUAUUUUGCGUACAUACCUUACUUGAUCACGUGACUUUUCACACUACCGUCAGUUGUCGUCAGUGACAAAUAUUACACGGUUCAUUGUCCCGGAUAUAUAUAUAUGAUUGAAUCAGAUGAAUAAUGGCUACUUACCCUUCCGUAAAGAUGAAAUAAAAGUUAAAGAAAAGUUUACUUCCUAUAUAAAUACUUUAAACCUUUCGCGAAUAUAUACACAAUGUAUCACAAAAUGGACAUUGCACUAAAGAUUAUAACGGGUCUUCUGCUCAAUUUGCCUUAUGUUUCGGCAUGUGGAGAUAACUACACUGAACUUACUGGAAUUUUUACCUCCCCUGAUUAUGAUACUAGAAAUGCGUAUCCACCUAACAGUGACUGUGAAUGGACAAUCUCGACACCAGAGGGCACUGACAUAGUGCUCAUUUUCCUUCACUUUGAUAUAAAAUGUCCUGAUUAUAUAUCGAUGACAGACCUUUCCAACAACACGAUGAUGCCGAUCCUCGACAAACAGUGUUUUUUGAAUGAGGAAAUAUAUUUUCUAGGCAACAAAAUACACAUCCACUUUGUAAGUGAUGGAUCCGGCCAGCGUAGGGGAUUCAAGAUAGUCUGGAAAGUGAAAAAUAUCCUAACAUGGCACUCAGAAUUUGUUUCUGUGCACGAGGCUCACGGAAUAUGCAGACGACAAGGUGGUAGCUUAGUAAAGGACAUUGCGGAAUACCAGGACGAAAUUUUCGAUAUGAUGCAAGAACGCCACGUUACGUCAAUAUGGCAGGCGAAGAAUCAAUAUAAAACACCGUGGGUGUGGCUUAAAGGGUGUUUUUCUUUUGCAAACCUUGACGAUUUUGAAACAUAUGUAAUUGUAAAAAACAAUUCGAUGGCAGAAUGUCAGAGACUUUGUACAAGAUGGAAUUAUUUCGGGCUUCAGAGAGACAAGUGUUUCUGUAUUGAGAGUUACACUGGUUCCCCUGUCAUUAUGGAUCAUUAUUGUACAAUUUCUUGUUCUGGCAAUUACGAAGAGAGAUGUGGCGGGAAUCUGAGCCUUACUAUAUACAUGAACGAUAUAUGCUACACAAAUUUAAGUGCUUGGCAAGGGACUGUAUCGAGAACAAAGGAAGGUAACACCUGUUUGCCAUGGAAUAACAUCACUGCAAUAAUUCACGAUAAUACUACGGUAUUUCCGGACGGGUCGGCACAGAAUGCAUCCAAUUUUUGUAGGAACCCAAAUGGUUCCGAAGCUCUUUGGUGUUAUGUUAAUCAGAACGAGACUGAGUUUUGCGAUGUACCACCAUGUUUUCAUAAAG
Molecule: messenger RNA, 1419 nt
Organism: Ruditapes philippinarum (Manila clam)
Lineage: Eukaryota; Metazoa; Mollusca; Bivalvia; Venerida; Veneridae
Source: RefSeq, a predicted model, not a curated record